This is a messenger RNA of Nerophis ophidion (straightnose pipefish), 1531 nucleotides long. RefSeq lists its product as uncharacterized. The transcript has 2 exons. The record is from RefSeq and is a predicted model, not a curated record. Lineage: Eukaryota; Metazoa; Chordata; Actinopteri; Syngnathiformes; Syngnathidae. The coding region runs from base 338 to 946 and encodes 202 amino acids.
CAUCACGAUGACUCGUUGGCCCCGCCCCUAAGUGACGCAUGCGUGGAGGAUAUGUUCUUCGCAGCAAAGUCCUCCUUUACUCCACACACGCUUCUAAGCCUCGGCACAUCUACUAACUACACUUUAUUCAUCCUCCGUGUCAGCAUCAACUCCACUCGUCUCACUCAACUUUGGACAUUAUUAGGCCCGCUUAGAUUGCUCCUUGUUUGAGCGCGCUAGUUAGCUUAGCAUGCUAGUUAGCUUAGCUUGUUAGCCGCUAACAAAGAGACGCGGAUUUGAUCAACACAUCGCUUAGUUAAGAUCAAGUGUGAGUGUAAAGUGUUGUGAUUGUGUGAAAAUGUGUGAAAGAACCAUAGCAGAGUACGAGGAGGAACUUUGUCCAACUAAAGAGGAGAAGGAGCGACCACAUCAAAAACCUCAAGUUGUGUUACACAGAACAGAUGUCCAGCAGCCCCCUCACAUUAAAGAGGAAGAGGAGAAUCCACAGCCCCCUCACAUUAAAGAGGAAGAGGAGAAUCCACAGCCCCCCCACAUUAAAGAGGAAGAGGAGGAAGUGUGGAUGAGUCAGGAGGGAGAGUGUCCUGUAGGGCAGGAGGAGGCUGAUGUCAGCAAGUUUCCACUGACUGUUGUCUCUGUGAAGACUGAAGAGCAUGAAGACAAACCACCUGAGUCCUCACAGCUUCAUCACAGUCCAAGUAAGCACAACAUUUUAUUCUCAGGGCAUUCAAUCCAUCACAACUGGACUCUUCACUUGGUCUUACAAGACCUUUGUCCUCUCAUCCAAGUAGGCUUCAUCACUUCAUGCUCAUACACUUCAAGUCUUAAAUCUAAUCAUUGGAAUUUAGAGGAGAACUGCACUUUUUUGAGGAAUUUUUCUAUCGUUCACAAUCAUUAUAAAAGACAUGAUGGUGGAUAUAUAAAAAAAAAAAAAUCCCAUUCUAACUAGGGCUGGGCGAUAUGGCCUUUUAAUAAUAUCUCAAUAUUUUUAGUCCACAUCACGAUACAGCAUAUAUAUGUGGAUAUUUUGCCUUAGCCUUGAAUGAACACUUGAUGCAUAUAAUCACAGCAGUAUGAUGAUUCUAUGUGUCUACAUUCAAACAUUCUUCUUCAUACUGCAUUCAUAUAUGCUACUUUUAAACUUUCAUGCAGAGAGGGAAACCACAACUAAGUCAAAUUAGCAAAAGUGUAUUUAUUAAACAGUUAUUAAGCAGUGGCACAAACAUUCAUGUCAUUUCCAAAGCAAAAAGUGCAAGAUUGUCAGAGACAUUUUAAAACAAGCUAUGAGUGCACUUUUGUGAAUGAUGUCACUAAGAUGACUUAUCAAAACAACACUAUAUUAAAGUGCACUUGUUGUACAGAACACCACUACAAUAGUUUAAAACAAAUAAAGUGCACUUUUGUGCAUGAUGUCACACAAGAUAUAUCAAUAAGUGUCAAAUAAAAAUGUGCUGCAUAAUAGGAAAUCAAAUAGUGUAUGUCCUUCACUAUGUGGUAGGUUCCUGCGGACGUUAUCUCCUUCUGUUGUUGACCA